This is a messenger RNA of Bufo gargarizans (Asiatic toad), 939 nucleotides long. RefSeq names its product olfactory receptor 1019-like. Gene Ontology annotation, molecular function: G protein-coupled receptor activity; odorant binding; olfactory receptor activity. Gene Ontology annotation, cellular component: membrane. NCBI's taxonomy places the organism in Eukaryota, Metazoa, Chordata, Amphibia, Anura, Bufonidae. The record is from RefSeq and is a predicted model, not a curated record. Gene Ontology annotation, biological process: sensory perception of smell; G protein-coupled receptor signaling pathway. The transcript has a single exon. Bases 1 to 939 code for a protein of 312 amino acids.
AUGGGAAUUUUGGAAGACAACAACCAUUCCUUGAUAAAUGAGUUUGUCCUUAUUGGGUUUUCUGAUAGUCCUUACCAAAACAUAUGUUUAUUUUUUGUGUUUUUAAUUAUUUAUAUUGUUUCUAUAUUGGGAAACAUUGGGAUCAUUUAUCUUGUCUGUACCAAUAUAAGGUUCCAUACACCCAUGUACUUUUUUUUGAGCAACCUCUCUGUUGUAGAUCUUGUGUAUGCUUCAGACAUUGCUCCAAAGAUGCUUGUAGGCCUGUAUUUCAGUAGGACACCUAUUUCUUAUGUUGGUUGUGCCAUACAACUCUUCAUUUUCUGUGCUCUGGGAAGUACUGAAUGUGUCCUAUUUGCUGUUAUGGCUUAUGACCGUUUUGUGGCCAUCUGUAACCCACUGAGCUACAACCUGAUAAUGCAGCAUAAAACAUGCUUGGGAUUGAUGCUUGGAGCUUAUAGCACUGGAUUUCUUCAUUCUUUAAUAGAGACUUGCUGCACAUUCCAUCUUUCCUUCUGUGCUUCAAAUGUUCUCCAUCAUUUUGUGUGUGAUUUCCCUCCAUUAUUAAGUAUCUCUUGUACAGACACCACAAUAAAUGAAAUGAUUCUAUUCAUUUUUUCAUCUUCUGUCACUGUGCCUUCCAUUGUGGUAAUUCUUGGAUCUUAUAUGUCCAUUUUCAUAGCUAUUCUAAAAAUAACAGCUCCAGAAGGAAGACAAAGGGCCUAUUCUACAUGUGCAUCCCAUAUCGUGGCAGUAACACUACUUUAUAGUACAGUACUGUAUGUGUAUCUCAGUCCAAAAUCUCCAGCCUCUAGAGAUAAUGUAAAUAUGGCAACAGUGUUUUAUACUGUGGUUUUACCUAUGUUAAACCCAUUGAUUUAUAGUUUAAGAAAUAAAGACAUUAAAUUAGCUAUAAUACAAUCAUUCCAAAGCAUACUUUGA